AUGGACAACACCACCACAAUCAACGGCCAGGAUCUCUCCUCCGACGACAAUCACGCAGAUCUCCUCACCCUCAGCCUCUCCACCUUCCACCGCACCCCGGCGGCGCCGCCGCCGCCCCUCCUCAUCAACCCCGCCCUCUCCGCCUUCCACCACCCUCUCCCUCCGCCGCCAUCCGCCGCCAUCUCCAUCCCCUCCCCCUCCUCCUCCGUCGCCCGCCCCCGCCGGCAGCGCCGGAACCCCUCCCGAACUCCCUCCGCCGGAAAAUCCCCGACCAUCCCUCCCCCCUACCCCUGGGCCACCGACCGCCGCGCCACCGUCCACAGCCUCGACUACCUCAUCUCCCGGCAGAUCUCCGCCGUCUCCGGCGACGUGGAGUGCAAGCGCUGCGAGCGUCGCUACUCCGUGGAGUUCGACCUGCGUCAGAAAUUCUCGGAAGUGGGUUCCUACAUCGCGGCCCACAAGAGCAGCAUGCACCAGCGGGCCCCCGCGGGCUGGUGCAGCCCGGCCCUCCUUCGCUGCAGGUUCUGCGAGCAGGAUAACAGCGCCCGGCCCCUUGACCCUCAAGGUCCUUUCGACAUUUGA
Molecule: messenger RNA, 582 nt
Organism: Striga asiatica
Lineage: Eukaryota; Viridiplantae; Streptophyta; Magnoliopsida; Lamiales; Orobanchaceae
Source: the annotation of a GenBank genome assembly